Molecule: messenger RNA, 473 nt
Organism: Cuscuta epithymum
Lineage: Eukaryota; Viridiplantae; Streptophyta; Magnoliopsida; Solanales; Convolvulaceae
Source: the annotation of a GenBank genome assembly
AAAGCUUGUGAGCAGGGCAUGAUCCCUGCAUCAACUCAUGUUGCUGCUAAGAAAGCUCGGAAAAAGUUUGUCACCAACUCCAAGAAGAUUUCCAGUGGGACUUUUCGUUCAAGUACCACUGAUACUUCCUACUACAGCUCAUGUUACCCCGUUUCGGAAAAUCAAAAGCGUGUUCGAAAUUAUGAAACUUCCUACAGCUCAUGUUCCUCUGUUUCGAAAAGUCGGAGGUGUGCUGGAAUCUCAAAAACUUCCAGCAGUUCAUGUUUCCCGUUUCGAAAACUUGGACGUGUGCUGGAAAUUCAAAAACUUCCAAGAGUUCAUGAUUUCCAGUUUCAAAAACUCGUGCAGAAUACUCCACAACUUCCAACAAGUGUUGUAUCCCUGCUACUAAAACUCAGAAGUGUGCUGGAAACGCGAAGACUUUCAAUUCUUGCUAUGGAACCGUUCCCGUAGUUAAAAAAGAAUUGUGAAAC